CAGUUUGUUGCACAUCGCCAGAGUGAGGAGUUCCAGGAGCGGAGUAAAAAAGCAAAGGAAAGGCAGGAAUGCAAUAAGCAUCCACACUUCUUGGGUUCUGCUGGAUAUGUGGGCAAACGAUCGGAGUGGAUGAUAGCAGACCCUCUAUCUUCACAAUCCUCUUGUGCUUCUGUUAGCUCAUCAUUACUGUCCAGUGAUCACAGUUAUGAUUGGGUACGCGCAAGACUUAAAAGUCAGAAGAAGGAAGUUAUUACAUUCCGAAUGAGAGUACAGAGGAGGUGUUUCAUAAAAUUAUAGAAAAAUGUGAUGAAGUUAGUCAAGGCACAUUUCAACCGAACAAAUAUGAUGACAUACUGACAUCGGCUCUUGGUACAUCAGAGGAAAAACGUGGCCAUGAUACUGUGAGAGGAAUUGGUUCAUACUCGAGUAUCAGACAAGUUUUUGGUAAACCAGAGCAGAAACAGCACACAUCGGGUGGAGUUACGCCUACUCCUGAGGUAAAGACGUUGUUGGAACAGUGUAGGCAAGCUACAUUGUUAGAGAUGCAACCCAAGAUUGACAUGCUCACUCAGAAACUCAAUAUAUAGAUGAAGAACAUGUCAAGCUCAAGCCAAUGUCCACAAGGAGUUUCAGCUGACACUCCUCAAAGUGUUUUUGUGCCUUGUGAUAUACCUCCGACCCGAAGCAGCUGUCAUUCGGUUGAUGCAUAUCCAGUAACCACAAUUAAGAGCAAAAAAAAGUGUUACCUUGCACAAUGUGGUCUCGAUGGCAAGAUGUUUGUGGUUGCACAGGGUACGGCUUACCCAACUACAGCUGAGACCACAGUGCAUAAUCAGCCGGUGUUACCUAACCAUGUCAAAGUCAUGGCAGAUGAAGUGGUUAUUGGUGCAGAGGAUUGUCCUCUCCCCGUGCCAGUGUUGCAGUAUAAGACUUUGAAUGAUGUUGUUGGUACUUACACACAAUGGCUUAUUCAUUUAGUUCUGUUGGACGAGGCAAAUGUCAAAAUAAGGUCACCAAGACAAAAUAAGCCCAUAAGAGACCCAAGUGUUGAUCUAUCUGCUUCUGCUACUCGUAGACUUGGCCCAAUUGUAGGUGAAAAUGUGUUUAUGCUUUUGGGGAAAAACUGCAAGCGGCUAGUCAAGACCUUGACAUCAUUUUCUGGUGACAAGGAAUACCUUGAUGUGGAUUUGGACCCGACAGUCUUCCAUCAUGGAAAUGUCAAUGGUGUUUUUGUGAUGUUAGAGGACAUCAAGGAUUUGCUAACAAUGAAUUGGUUAGAUGUCUCGGAGCGGAGUAAAAAAGCAAAGGAAAGGCAGGAAUGCAAUAAGCAUCCACACUUCUUGGGUUCUGCUGGAUAUGUGGGCAAACGAUCGGAGUGGAUGAUAGCAGACCCUCUAUCUUCACAAUCCUCUUGUGCUUCUGUUAGCUCAUCAUUACUGUCCAGUGAUCACAGUUAUGAUUGGAUAGAAAAAUGUGAUGAAGUUAGUCAAGGCACAUUUCAACCGAACAAAUAUGAUGACAUACUGACAUCGGCUCUUGGUACAUCAGAGGAAAAACGUGGCCAUGAUACUGUGAGAGGAAUUGGUUCAUACUCGAGUAUCAGACAAGUUUUUGGUAAACCAGAGCAGAAACAGCACACAUCGGGUGGAGUUACGCCUACUCCUGAGGUAAAGACGUUGUUGGAACAGUGUAGGCAAGCUACAUUGUUAGAGAUGCAACCCAAGAUUGACAUGCUCACUCAGAAACUCAAUAUAUAG
This is a messenger RNA of Ipomoea triloba (trilobed morning glory), 1757 nucleotides long. RefSeq lists its product as uncharacterized. The record is from RefSeq and is a predicted model, not a curated record. The coding region runs from base 588 to 1757 and encodes 389 amino acids. The transcript is spliced from 7 exons. NCBI's taxonomy places the organism in Eukaryota, Viridiplantae, Streptophyta, Magnoliopsida, Solanales, Convolvulaceae.